AUGCAUCGGUUUCUGACCAAAAGGGUAAAAACUGCAGCUGGACACAUGUGGACCCCAAAUAACUCCAAAAUGCAAAAACAUUUUAAAAAUGAUGGUCAGAAUUGCAAAGUACAGCCCCAGGUUUCAGUACGAGUGGUAACUAAGACUAAAGAUAGUCAUCCCGUGGAUGCCAUUAGCAACAAUGAGGAAAUGAAUAUAACUGUAAUGUUUCAAGAUAUUAAAACUUCACAAGAUGUCCUCCUCAGUCAAUUAACCAAUAUUGUUACUGCUGUGUCCACAAUUCGGGAAAAAAUUGAUACUUACCAGAAGCAGAUGGAAAUGAUAGAAACCAGGGUGAGGGCUAAUGAAGACAGGCACUCCAAAAUGGCUAGUGAUCUCCGCUUAUUAAAAGAAGAUGUCACUGUUUUGAAGAAGAUAGCCACAGAUCUUGAAGCUCAGAAUGCUUGCUCCUCCUUGCACUGUGUGGAGAUUCCUGAUGGAGGGAAGAGCAGAGAAAUAGUCGAACUGAUCCACAAUGUCAUGGGAUCUGCAAUACAGCAAAAUUCACUGGUGACCACAGCUGAACUAGAGAAAGUCCACAGCAUGGCCGGAUCCCAGUCCCACCAAGGCGAAAAAACUGGCUCCCACAUGAUAAAAACAUUGAAGGAAAAUAGUCAAGAAAACUCAGUGAGGAACUUAAAGAGUACAAAUUCAAAUAUUUAUGCUUAUCCAGACUUCAAUACUUGGAUCAAACUUACUUUUGUCCACGGAGGGAAGUGGAGAUUUUUUCUGAGUGCUACCAAACUGGAGGAAUUCGUCCAAUGGGUACUUACAAGGCCAUCAGUCUUCCCUGGACAGCCCCAGCUCAUAGCCCAAAAAUAUUAUCCAUUUGCUGGGCCUCUCACAUGCCUGACUACUCUAUGCCUAUCUGCUUUCAAUUACCUUUACUGCUUUUUUCAUUCUCUGAAAGAACAAGUAACUAGAAUAUAG
Molecule: messenger RNA, 969 nt
Organism: Gracilinanus agilis (Agile Gracile Mouse Opossum)
Lineage: Eukaryota; Metazoa; Chordata; Mammalia; Didelphimorphia; Didelphidae
Gene: CCDC54
Product: coiled-coil domain containing 54
Exons: 1
Coding region: 1-969 (322 amino acids)
Source: RefSeq, a predicted model, not a curated record